Fraxinus pennsylvanica is the source of this 1416-nucleotide messenger RNA. Lineage: Eukaryota; Viridiplantae; Streptophyta; Magnoliopsida; Lamiales; Oleaceae. The record is from the annotation of a GenBank genome assembly.
AUGGCAGUUGCCGUGGCUGCUCCUUCUCCAUUUCUUGGCCAAGCCACACUUCACUUUAAUAAACCGUCAUUUGAAAGAUGUACCCUGAGUUCCGUUCUUCAACUUAGGAUAAAAGCCUUAUUUUGGGGACCAAGGAAGGCAGUGGAGCCUGCUAAAGUGGAUCUAUCUAUUGGAGAUUUUAGUUUGAUGGAGUCAGGAUCAAAGGGUGGUACGACAAAUUUAGGCGAAGCUAAAAAACUAUCAGUUUCAGUGGUUUCUUCGAUAUCCGAGGUUUCUUCUGAUGAAUGGGAUGCUUGCAGUCUUGAUGCAACAGGUUCAGAACAAUUUAAUCCAUUUCUUAGCCAUGGUUUUCUUUCAAGCCUAGAAGAAUCAGGUUGUGCAGUGAAGGAGACGGGAUGGGUUCCACAGCAUAUAAUAGCUCGGGACGAAUGCAGAAAUGUUCUAGGAGUGGUUCCUCUCUAUCUGAAAAGCCACUCUUAUGGUGAAUUUGUGUUUGAUCAUUCAUGGGCAGACGCCUAUUACAGUUAUGGUUCAAGAUAUUACCCAAAACUGCAAUGCUGUGUACCUUUCACUCCAGUUACCGGUCAGAGGAUCUUAGUCCGUAAUACUGUGUAUAGAGAUCAGAUCUUUGACAUUUUGGUCUCUGCAUUGAUGGCAUUGACAGUCAAGUUUCAGGUUUCAUCACUGCACAUCACUUUCCCUUCUGCAAAUGAGUGGGACAAGUUGAAGGAGAAAGGUUUUCUACAGAGGAUCGGAAUGCAGUAUCACUGGAAAAAUCGAAACUAUAAAAGUUUUGAUGAGUUUUUGAUGGACAUGAAGCAAAGUAAAAGGAAAAAUAUUCGUCAAGAGCGUAAGAAGAUUUCGGCCCAGAAUUUAACCAUGAAGCGUCUAAGAGGAUAUGAAAUUAAGGCUAGGCACUGGGAUACCUUCUAUGAGUUCUACAGGAACACCACAGAUAAUAAGUGGGGUAGUGCUUAUUUAACAAGAGAGUUCUUCCACAAUAUGGCUUCAAAAAUGGGCGACAAUGUACUACUUGUUGCUGCUGAAGAAGGGGAAGAGCUUGUUGCAGCAGCCCUUAAUCUUAUUGGAGGAGAUGCGUUAUAUGGGAGAUUAUGGGGAUGUCUCCCACGUGCAUAUUAUCCAAAUUUGCAUUUUGAAGCCUGCUAUUAUCAGGCAAUAGAAGCAGCUAUUGAACUUAAUCUUGAUAAGGUAGAGGCUGGAGCUCAAGGUGAACAUAAAAUUCAGAGGGGUUAUCUGCCGGUGACAACCUACAGCUGUCACUACAUUUUAGAUGCAGAGUUUCGUAAAGUCAUUGCAGAUUUCUUGGCUCGGGAAGCAGCUCAGAUUAAACUCGUAAUGAAAUUACUGCAUGAAUCUGGACCGUUCAAGGACAAUGUUUUAAGUGUUGAAGCAUGA